GAGGUUUCUGGCCACCUGGUGCCCGCAGCCCACCUGGUGCCCACAGCCCACCUGGUGCCCACAGCCCACCUGGUGCCCACAGCCCACCUGGUGCCCACAGCCCACCUGGUGCCCGCAGCCCACCUGGUGCCCGCAGCCCACCUGGUGCCCGCAGCCCACCUGGUGCCCGCAGCCCACCUGGUGCCCACAGCCCACCUGGUGCCCGCCGCCCACCUGGUGCCCGCACACCACCUGGUGCCCGCAGCCCACCUGGUGCCCGCACACCGCCUGGUGCCCGCAGCCCACCUGGUGCCCACAGCCCACCUGGUGCCCACAGCCCACCUGGUGCCCACAGCCCACCUGGUGCCCCCAGCCCACCUGGUGCCCACAGCCCACCUGGUGCCCGCAGCCCACCUGGUGCCCGCAGCCCACCUGGUGCCCGCAACCCACCUGGUGCCCGCACACCACCUGGUGCCCGCACACCACCUGGUGCCCGCAGCCCACCUGGUGCCCACAGCCCACCUGGUGCCCGCAGCCCACCUGGUGCCCGCAGCCCACCUGGUGCCCGCAGCCCACCUAGUGCCCGCACACCACCUGGUGCCCGCAGCCCACCUGGUGCCCGCACACCACCUGGUGCCCGCAGCCCACCUGGUGCCCACAGCCCACCUGGUGCCCGCACACCACCUGGUGCCCGCACACCACCUGGUGCCCGCACACCACCUGGUGCCCGCACACCACCUGGUGCCCGCACACCACCUGGUGCCCGCAGCCCACCUGGUGCCCGCAGCCCACCUGGUGCCCGCACACCACCUGGUGCCCGCACACCACCUGGUGCCCACAGCCCACCUGGUGCCCGCACACCACCUGGUGCCCGCAGCCCACCUGGUGCCCGCACACCACCUGGUGCCCGCAGCCCACCUGGUGCCCGCAGCCCACCUGGUGCCCACAGCCCACCUGGUGCCCACAGCCCACCUGGUGCCCGCAGCCCACCUGGUGCCCGCAGCCCACCUGGUGCCCGCAGCCCACCUGGUGCCCACAGCCCACCUGGUGCCCACAGCCCACCUGGUGCCCGCAGCCCACCUGGUGCCCGCAGCCCACCUGGUGCCCGCAGCCCACCUGGUGCCUGCAGCCCACCUGGUGCCCGCACACCACCUGGUGCCCGCACACCACCUGGUGCCCACAGCCCACCUGGUGCCCGCAGCCCACCUGGUGCCCGCAACCCACCUGGUGCCCGCACACCACCUGGUGCCCGCAGCCCACCUGGUGCCCGCAGCCCACCUGGUGCCCGCACACCACCUGGUGCCCGCACACCACCUGGUGCCCACAGCCCACCUGGUGCCCGCACACCACCUGGUGCCCGCAGCCCACCUGGUGCCCGCACACCACCUGGUGCCCGCAGCCCACCUGGUGCCCGCAGCCCACCUGGUGCCCGCACACCACCUGGUGCCCGCAGCCCACCUGGUGCCCGCAGCCCACCUGGUGCCCGCAGCCCACCUGGUGCCCGCACACCACCUGGUGCCCGAAGCCCACCUGGUGCCCGCAGCCCACCUGGUGCCCACAGCCCACCUGGUGCCCGCAGCCCACCUGGUGCCCGCACACCACCUGGUGCCCGCACACCACCUGGUGCCCGCAGCCCACCUGGUGCCCACAGCCCACCUGGUGCCCGCAGCCCACCUGGUGCCCACAGCCCACCUGGUGCCCGCAGCCCACCUGGUGCCCGCAGCCCACCUGGUGCCCGCAGUACCUGUGGACCUUGAUGCAGUAAACUCAUUUGAGUGGUGUAGACUAACAUGA
Messenger RNA from Procambarus clarkii (red swamp crayfish), 1773 nucleotides. RefSeq names its product sialidase-like. The record is from RefSeq and is a predicted model, not a curated record. Lineage: Eukaryota; Metazoa; Arthropoda; Malacostraca; Decapoda; Cambaridae.